AAAAACACAAAUGCAUCGUCAAUUGAGUAAGAUUAAAGAAAAAGUUUUACAAAGAAGUAAUAGUAAAUGAAAAAAUAUUUUUAUAAAUUUAUACCAAUCACAUUUGCUAAUACAACAGCGUCAUCAUGACAAUAUCAUUGGUCGUAUCAUUCUGCAUUAAUGAUAAGUAUAGAGAAAUUUAGUGUGAUUUAAACUAGCUAGUAAUUGAACGUGCUUAACUUAUAAAUGUUCAAUUUUUUCUUUCAAAAAACUGUAAAUCCAGUAUUAAAUAUUAAAUAUUUUAAUAGACAUGUAAAAGAUAAUAAAAAGUGCUGUAUCAGCAUGACUUGUAUAAUAUGUUGAACAUGCUUAGUAGAUUAAAAUCAAUUAAUAAUCAGUCAAAGAAUAUCUCUAGUUAUUUCAGUGAAGGAAUUUUUGAAAAAUAAAGAAGAAAAACACACAAAUGUUAAAAAAAAAACAAUAAAAUACGUUGUGUACAUUUGGAUGUCACGUCAAGAGGAACGUUUGAAUUGGAGCGUAAUUUGUAGUUGCGCAAUAAGUCAAUCGUAUUGUUAACGUGGUUACAUUACUUUUACCGGGUGUAUGAUACAAGAUACUUGUUUUGAUGUUGACUUCAAUAUUUAUAACAUGAGCGUUUAAUAUUUUAUUGACACAAGUAAUAAAAACAAUUAUUAUAAUUCAAUGGAAAAUAUAUUUGAACAUGUGGAAAAUAAAUAGUAAGAGCACUUAUCACGUUUUCCACGAUUGUGACAUGACAAAGUGAAUCAGUCAGCUGGUCAACGUCAUUACGAUUUGCCCCACCUUUUUUACUCUUGUUUUAUUGUUUUAAUCAUAUCAAUCACUGUUGGAAUAAUUUUCUACUAUUUUGUGAGGCAUGAAGUCUAAUUGUUAUAAAAAAUUGACAAUAUUUACUGCGCAUUAUUUAUUUCAUAACUUUUAUAACCUAGUGAUCAUACUGAACGAAUCUUACAGUUUUUAAUCAACAUCUUCACACAAUUUAGAUUUAAAUAAUUUAUUCAUUACUGAAUAAUUUUAAUGGAUGAAGCAGAAGAUAAUGCAUCAUCAAAAAAUCUUGGUUCAGGCUCAGGAAAUCCAAUUCUUAAUCAAGUUUCAUGUUUUGACAUGGAUGAUGAAGGGGAUUGGGAAAAUAUCCUCAAGAAUGAAAAAUAUGGCAUUUAUGGAGACAUGACAUUUUGUAUGGCUGAUCAUAUUAAAGACACAAUGCAAAUGAUGUUUAUGAUGAGAAGCCAUCAUAUGCUCACUGAUGUGUGUUUAGAAGUUGGCACUGAGUUAUUUUAUGCUCAUAAAAUUAUUUUAGCUGCUGCUAGCCCAUAUUUUAAGGCAAUGUUUACUGGAGGUUUGAAAGAGUCUGAAAUGACAAGAAUAAAAUUACAAGGAGUUUGUCCAACAGCCAUGGCACGACUAAUUUUUUUUAUGUAUACUGGACGAAUCCGAGUAACAGAACUGACAGUUUGUACUUUACUUCCAGCAGCCACAAUGUUUCAAGUGAAUAAUGUAAUAGAAGCUUGCUGUAUCUUUUUGGAACGACAGUUAGAUCCAACAAAUGCUAUUGGUAUUGCUAAUUUUGCUGAACAACAUGGAUGUAAAAAUUUGUAUCAAAAAGCAAAUCAAUUUAUUGUACAGCAUUUUAGCCAAAUAUGUCAAGAAGAGGAAUUCUUACAACUAUCAGCUAUGCAAUUGAUUGCUCUUGUCAAAAAAGAUGAACUAAACGUACAGGAAGAACAAGAAGUUUACAAUGCUGUUCUGAAAUGGGUGAUGUACAAUGAAGAAGCAAGAGGUCCUAAGAUGGCACAUAUUUUGCAAGCUGUUCGUUGUCAAUAUUUAACUCCAAGUUUUUUACGUGAUCAAAUGAAAAAUUGUGAAAUACUGAAAAAAGCGCCUGCUUGCAGAGAAUAUCUUGCAGAAAUUUUUAAAGAACUUACAUUGCAUAAAAAACCAGUAGUGAAACAAAGAACUCCAAAUACAAAAAGAGUCAUUUACAUAGCUGGUGGCUUUUUAAGACAUUCAUUAGAUAUUCUUGAAGGAUUUAAUGUAGAUGAUAAAAUUUGGACUCAACAUGCAAAAUUACUUGUACCUCGGUCAGGAUUAGGAGGAGCAUUUUUAAAAGGAAUGUUUUAUGUGAUUGGUGGAAGAAAUAAUUCUCCUGGCAGUAGGUAUGAUAGCGAUUGGGUUGACAGAUAUAAUCCAAUUACUAAUCAAUGGAGACCCUGCAAUCCUAUGACUGUGCCUCGAAAUCGAGUAGGAGUAGCAGUAAUGGAUGGUUUAUUAUAUGCUGUAGGUGGGAGUGCUGGUGCAGAAUUCCAUAAUAGUGUUGAAUGUUAUGAUCCUGAUCAAGAUAUCUGGAAACGAAUAAAAUCAAUGCAUGUAAAACGACUUGGAGUAGGAGUUGCUGUAGUCAAUAGAUUAUUGUAUGCAGCUGGUGGAUAUGAUGGAACAGAUCGUUUAAACAGUGUUGAAUGUUAUCAUCCAGAAAAUAAUGAAUGGACAAUGGUAUCUCCUAUGAAACACAGUCGUUCUGGUGCUGGGAUAGCAAGUUUAGGACAAUAUAUUUAUGUAGUCGGUGGAUAUGACGGAACUGAUCAAUUAAAUUCUGUGGAACGUUAUGAUACUGAACGUGAUUUAUGGGAAGAUGUUAGUAGUAUGACAAUAGCUCGAAGUGCUUUAAGUGUUACGGUACUCGACGGAAAGCUAUAUGCCAUUGGGGGUUAUGAUGGCUCGACAUUUCUUAGUACCAUAGAAAUUUAUGAUCCAGCAUUAGAUAAAUGGGAAACAGGUACUCCAAUGACUUCAGCAAGAUCUGGGCAUGCGAGUGCCGUUUCUUACUAUCAAUGUCCUCUUCAUUCGUCACGGUCAGAUGGCCAUACCUCAGAAACUGAUCAUGAGCCUACGUGACACACAGAAAAAACUUAUUUUUUUCUAAAAAAAUGUAGAAAACGACAACAUGAAUAAGAACCGGUUGUUUUUAAUUAA
Molecule: messenger RNA, 2991 nt
Organism: Chelonus insularis
Lineage: Eukaryota; Metazoa; Arthropoda; Insecta; Hymenoptera; Braconidae
Gene: Keap1
Product: kelch like ECH associated protein 1
Exons: 7
Coding region: 1036-2913 (625 amino acids)
Molecular function (GO): protein binding
Source: RefSeq, a predicted model, not a curated record